Meloidogyne enterolobii is the source of this 2223-nucleotide messenger RNA. The record is from the annotation of a GenBank genome assembly. NCBI's taxonomy places the organism in Eukaryota, Metazoa, Nematoda, Chromadorea, Rhabditida, Meloidogynidae.
AUGGACACCACACAUCUAAAAUCGACGGAAAAAGAUGACAACAACGACAAUAAUUCUAUUUCAUCAUUAAAUGAAGAGUCUUCUUCCUCUUCUAUUUCUAAUAAAGCGGAGGAUGAUAAUAAACUUUUGAACAAGACAGACAAAACAAAUGGGAAAAAUGAGAAAAUGGUGAAGAAUGAAAAUGAGGGCAAUUUAAGGGAAGAUAAGAUUGAUUUUCAACCUAAUACAACGAAAAGGCCAACAGAAAUGGAUAAUAAUUUAAAUGCUUCUUCUCCAUUAUUGGAUAGAAAUCAAUCGCAAAAAUCAUUCAAAAAAUAUUUAAAUCCUUCACCACUACCAACAACAACAAUAAUUCCAACACCUACAAAUUCUUCAAUUAAUUCUUCCAUCGAUUCUUCUCAACAUUCUGAUUGGCGUUCUUUAUAUAUUUGUACAUUUUUGACUUUUUGUUCUGCUGUGCAAUUUUCUCUUUAUUUUUCUUCUAUGCGGCAAUAUUUACAAAUUAUGGAUUCUUCCGCCUCAGAAAAUUUUUACGGGUAUAUUGUUGCUAGUUAUUCACUUGGUCAAAUGAUUGCUUCCCCUAUUGUUGGUUAUUUAUCUAAUAGACUAAAAAAGAUUCGUCAUUUAUUGUAUAUUGGCAUUUUUCUUGCAUUUUUGGGAAAUGCCUUGUAUUUGUGUGUGCAUUUAUUCCCUAUUGAAGAGCGUAAAUAUGCGCUACUUAUUGGACGUUUUGUGACGGGGAUUGGCUCAACAAGCAAUAAUGUCUCUUCUAGCGUUUUUAAUUUAUGUUGGCUUCAUUAUUUAAUGGCUCGCGAAGCAACUAAAAAAGAACUUCCACCUGUUAUUUUGCUUACUAUGGACUUGUCUUUUUCUGGUUCGACAGCAAAUCGUUUGCCUGUUAAAGCUUUUACUAUGCGUGAUGGUGCUUUUUGCCCUCUAAAUGUGGAAAUGGAUGCUUUUUUGGGGGAGGCUGUUGCUCUCAAUUUUAUUACGAUGGACUCUUCCGCCUCAGAAAAUUUUUACGGGUAUAUUGUUGCUAGUUAUUCACUUGGUCAAAUGAUUGCUUCCCCUAUUGUUGGUUAUUUAUCUAAUAGACUAAAAAAGAUUCGUCAUUUAUUGUAUAUUGGCAUUUUUCUUGCAUUUUUAGGAAAUGCUUUGUAUUUGUGUGUUCAUCUAUUUCCUAUUGAAGAGCGUAAAUAUGCGUUGCUUAUUGGACGUUUUGUGACGGGGAUUGGCUCAAGUAACAUAAGUUUGUUGAAAGCAUAUGCUUCUAGCGCCAGCACCCAACGCGAUCGUUCACGUGCUAUUGCGUUGGUAACUGGUGGUGUGGCUUUGGGUAUGACUAUGGGGCCAGCUUUUCAACUACUUUUUACUCCAAUUGGUUACCCUGGCCCAAAUAUUUUUAUUUCUGGUUUAAUGCUUUCAAUGUACACUGCCCCAGCAUUAAUGGCUUGUAUAAUGAAUGCAGUUAAUGCUUUUUGUAUUUUUACCUAUUUUCGUGAAGUUUAUGCUGGAGUAAUGAGUUCGAGAAGUCAAAUUAAUCGUAAUGAACCAGCUUUACCAAAAAUUGACAAAAGAGCAUUAUUUUUGUGUUAUUUUACUCGUUUUACACAAAUGUUUAUAAAUACAAAUUUGGAAACGUUAGGCGCUUCUUUAGCAAUGGUUUUAUUUGCAUGGACACGGACUGAAUCUGUUAAAUAUUUUUCUGCAGCGCAAGCAAUAAUGUCGCUUCUAGCUUUUUUAAUUUAUGUUGGCUUCAUUAUGUUUAGAUUUGAUAGAUUUCUUCAUGAACGUUGCAAUGUAAUUACCUCAUUAUUCGCUUUAUUACUAUUUCAUAUAUUAACUUAUUCUUAUCCGUUUUUACCUGGACAUCUUACAACAUAUUCUAGUGAAGAUUAUCCAUUUAAUAGCACCGAUAUAGACGAUGAUGGUAGUAAUGAAGAAAUACAACACGUUGGGUGCGAUACUUCAAAAUUUUCUUGGUGCAAUUCUGUCCGUUCAAUAAAUCCAUUUUAUUUUUAUAUUUGCUAUAUUUUAUUUAUUGGACUAGCUUUUCCAAGUCUCAAUGUUUCUUUAAAUACUUUAUUUUCAAAAAUUAUUGGUCCUCGAAGACAAGGAUUUCAACAAGGAUUGUUACAAAUGGCUGGUGGGGCAGCUAGAAUGGUUGGACCUGUUGUUAUUAGGUACUUUUUUUGGAUUAAAAAUUUUUUUAAAUUUCGUUAA